AUGGCCUUCUUCUUAGAUGAGUUCCAACAUCUUAAAAUCAAAUUAGAAGAUAUAAAAUCUGCCACCCACAACUUUAGCAACGACAACUUGAUCGGAAAGGGUGGGUUCGGGAACGUCUAUAAAGGAGAAAUCUCUCUCUCAAAGGGGCCAAGCGUGGUUGCUUUUAAGCGUCUAGGUCUACAUGGUCUGCAAGGAAACUCUGAGUUCUGGAGGGAGAUUAUGAUGCUUUCCAGUUACUCCCACGAAAAUCUUGUAUCUCUCUUGGGAUAUUGCAACGAGGGUGAUGAGAAAAUCCUUGUGUAUGAGUAUGCAUCUCGUGGAAGCCUUGAUCGCCAUUUAAGUGCCGAUGCUCUCACAUGGAUGCAACGCCUCAAGAUAUGUCUUGGGGUCGCAAGGGGACUCAACUACCUUCAUGAUCCCGUGGGGACACAACAAAGAGUUCUUCAUCGUGACAUAAAAAGCGCCAACAUCUUAUUAGAUGAGAAUUGGAAUGCUAAAAUUUCUGACCUAGGGUUGUCAAAAAUAGGCCCGGCUAAUCAGAAACAUACAUUUCGUUUCUCUAAUGUUGUAGGUACCCCUGGGUACAUAGAUCCCCUGUAUCUGGAGAUGGGCGUGCUAACAAAAGAGUCAGAUGUAUACUCUCUUGGGGUUGUAUUUUUCGAGGUAUUGUGUGCUAGAUUAUGCUAUAAAUAUAGCAAUGGUCAAUAUCAGAGUCUAGUGCGUAUGUGGAAGAAAAGCUACAAAGAAAAGAAAUUAGAUGACAUCAUAUCUCGAGAUCUGUUGCAGCAAAUGGAUUUGAAUUCCUUGGAAACAUUUUCAGACAUUGCAUACCAAUGCUUGCAGAAAACUCAUACAGAACGACCACUAAUGGCUGAUGUCGUGGGAAAACUUCAGAUUGCACUUAAAUCUCAGGAGAUUCAUGAAGUGGUGAAAUUGGUAGAGGCAGAAAAGUAUGAAGCGAUAAUUAAGAGUGCAAUAGCUCUUCUUAUCUUUAGAUCCAAAGCGGAACUGCAUGCGCUUCUCUCCAAAGGGAUUAUCGUUAAUGGUGGCAAAACGUGGUUUUCGCUAAAUAAGAAUGGAGAACAUUGUGAAAUGAUAUCAUCAACAGAAUUUAUUCCUUGA
This is a messenger RNA of Cynara cardunculus var. scolymus (artichoke), 1122 nucleotides long. RefSeq names its product putative receptor-like protein kinase At5g39000. Lineage: Eukaryota; Viridiplantae; Streptophyta; Magnoliopsida; Asterales; Asteraceae. Gene Ontology annotation, molecular function: transmembrane receptor protein tyrosine kinase activity; ATP binding. Bases 1 to 1122 code for a protein of 373 amino acids. Gene Ontology annotation, biological process: protein autophosphorylation. The record is from RefSeq and is a predicted model, not a curated record. Gene Ontology annotation, cellular component: plasmodesma; plasma membrane. The transcript has 2 exons.